Messenger RNA from Melanotaenia boesemani (Boeseman's rainbowfish), 2702 nucleotides. RefSeq names its product ORMDL sphingolipid biosynthesis regulator 3 (gene ormdl3). The record is from RefSeq and is a predicted model, not a curated record. The transcript has 4 exons. The coding region runs from base 364 to 825 and encodes 153 amino acids. Gene Ontology annotation, biological process: ceramide metabolic process; intracellular sphingolipid homeostasis; negative regulation of ceramide biosynthetic process. Lineage: Eukaryota; Metazoa; Chordata; Actinopteri; Atheriniformes; Melanotaeniidae. Gene Ontology annotation, cellular component: endoplasmic reticulum membrane.
AAACUUCGAUGAGCAAAACCUCGUCCAAGAUAUGAAGCCGUGAAACUGAAUAUCGGUGACGUUUUUUUCGUGGACUGUGCUGUGUUGUCACACCAGCUGUUGGUUAGAAGACGAAGGAAAGAAAGUGGUUGCAUCUCGGUGGUUUUUGCGCCGACGAACGGGCGGUUACACUCACAACUACGGCUGGCGCUGAAAGGUGGCACCGGCUGACUGAUGGAAGCGCCGGGGUCUGGCCAAUGUUCCUGUGAUAGUAUCAGUUACGUAACUGAGCGCAUCGGUUGCACAAAAACUGAGAUAACGGACUAGAGCUCAUACAGGUCGGAGUUGAAUCCAUUUUUCCCCUCUGCUAGAGGAAAUUCCACCAUGAACGUCGGCACGGCACACAGCGAGGUGAACCCCAACACCCGAGUCAUGAACAGCAGAGGGAUGUGGCUCUCUUACAUCCUGGGCAUCGGCCUUCUGCAUGUCAUCCUGCUCAGCAUCCCUUUUGUCAGCGUACCUGUAGUCUGGACCCUCACCAACCUCAUCCACAAUCUGUGCAUGUAUCUACUACUUCACACAGUCAAAGGGACGCCCUUUGAAACCCCAGAUCAAGGCAAGGCUCGUCUCCUUACACAUUGGGAGCAGAUGGACUAUGGUGUGCAGUUUACUGCUUCCCGCAAGUUCCUCACCAUCACACCCAUCGUCCUGUAUAUUUUAACCAGCUUCUACACCAAAUACGAUAGAGUCCAUUUUGUCGUCAACACUGUUUCCUUGCUCACUGUACUCAUCCCCAAACUGCCCCAGCUGCACGGUGUGAGGAUUUUUGGGAUUAAUAAAUACUGACAAGACGGAAGAGGACAGCUCCCUCCUUAUGUCCCCAUGGACAUCCGAGAGCACACAGGGUAUCGGGCCUCAGAUGAGGUCCCUUGGCCCCUUUGGCGCCUUAUUCUACUCUAAAGGAAUCCCGCUGAGGUUACUGCCAUGGUACCAAACAGCAUGGAAGAGACCUGAGACACUAAACUGAGAGCACAGAGGGUAUAGCGUUGUGAUGAACUGUGGCCGAUUUUAUUUGAGUCACAUGUUUGCACGGAGACUUGAAAGCGAUGAGACUUUUCUGUCCUUUUCUGUUGAAGUAGGAAUGUUCUGAUGCAACCAGCGUCGGGAGGAGAGGACAUUGAUUGUAGUUGCACAAAUAACAUGUUAUUUUUACACCAUUGGCACAAUGAAGUCAUAAUCAAAGCUACUUUAUGUGUAAAGAUACACUGUUGUAUUUGUUCAGCUUCACUCCCAUCUGCAGCUUCCUGUCUCCUGAGGUUUGAGUGGUUAGAGGAGAGCAACCAGGCUACAGUGAGAUUGUAAGGGACCUGUCAACUGCUGCAGAGGCGAGACAUGAGAAACCACAAGGGUUUAUAUUUGGCUCUCUCAGCUCUGCUCGGGGUCAAGAUCAGGAAGUUAAGCAAGUCGUAUUUUUAUCUGACCAUUUCCAUAUUUGGGCAACUCUUGUCCCGGUUUGUUCUGUCUGCAGUCGUUUGGCAGACAUGCAGGAUGUUUGAACUGGAUUAAAUUAACCAACAGACCUGCCGUAUGACUUAAAAGAUGAGUGUUCCUGUUCUCACAUUACAUUACAUGUAAGGGCACAUGCUUACCCUGUAUAAGUACUCAGGACCCACUGCAUUAGCUGGUUUCUGUUGGGAGAUCACACUUAUCAGCUUAUAAGGUAUGCUUGUGUGGGCUAACGGAGUCCUGUACAUUAGGCCUGAAUUGAAGCUUGACAUGGAAAGAAUUUCUUAAAUUUCUUCUAUAAACAUUAGAGAUGGACAGAUCCCAGUUUUCUUAGCUGAUUAAGGUUUUUGGUGUUUAGGUUGGACCACAAUAAAUGAAAUCCAACUAAAAAGGAAUUAAAAUAGAUCCACCAAAUGUCUGCUUUCAUGGUUAAAGGCUCAGAGAAGUUCCUUCUUCUCAUUGUGUAUUGUGGGCUCAAAGCCUCAUUCCUCGACUUGGGAAAAAGUCCUGUCAUCCAGUGACUGGAAUCCUAAGAUUUUCCUUGUAAUAGCAUUUUUAUUUUCUGUCAUUGCUCUUUGCAGUAAAUGAUGUUGGAAACUUGUAGCUGUCUGCUUUAGUCUCUUCAAGCAUUAGGUUAAAUUCGUCGAGCGAUCUGUUCAUCCCUAAUUCAUGCGUAUGAAGCUAGCCGAAUAUUAGAAGUUCUUUGCCAUGAUGAAAUCAUGUAGUAGUUAUAAUGACUAAAUCCCUGAUUGUAACUGACAAGAUAAACAUGACUUAUUCUGUUUGCCAGGGAGGCCACCAGACAUUGUUUUAACACUAAUGUGUUAGCUUGUGUAGGUUUAACAGAUGUUUAAAAUCCUGUUUUCACUCUUCAUAUGCGGUACUGCUCCAUCUUUUAGCUAUUUUUAGUUGUUUUUGUUUUUUUUUAGCUUGUUGCUUACUUUGUCUGCUGUUACUAAAAUGGACCUGAAAGCCAAAAUCUGCAUCUGACAGAAACUUAAGUAGGUUAACUUUAGUAAACUGUGAUAACAUUACAGCACUUUGUUUUUGGAUUUUUUUUUUUUUUUUUAAAUGAAAUGAUUGCAGCUUUAAUUUUUUUCCAAAUAAGACAUUGGGAAAGAGAUGUAGAUUUAGUAUUGAUCCACAUCUGACAUUGAUCUUUCUAAAGGAUCAACUGCUCAAACUGCACAGAAUUAAAGUUAUAGUGUAAAAAAAAA